UGCCGCCGUGAAACGGCGCUGCGCCUUUCGUUGCGUCUGGACUUGUGGCAGGGACAUGAAUCUCCCUUUACACCUGUUUAUCCACAACCCGACCAACUAAAAGAGAGAUAUGGCCGCUCAAGGAUUGUUUAGCAGUGUUUUCUCCUGCUCUCUGAGCCCCAAGACCAUUUCCAAGCGGAGACUGAGGCAGACCAGGAGCCUGGACCCGGCGUUGAUGCGACAUGAUAGUGCCGACGCUGAGGAGACGUCGUAUAAGGGUGACUUUACCUGGAACAGCGUGUCAGGACGCAGCGUUGGCCUCAAGCCCGUCCCAUUGCAAAGCCUCUCAGAGCUGGAGAGGGUUCGUCUCCAGGAUGUGGCCUUCAGGCGAUUGCUUCGGGAUCGUGACUUGGGCUGCCACAUCUCCAUCCCUAAAUGCCACAAGCACAAGAAGUCACUUAGGAAGAAGCUGGAUUCGUUAUCGAAAGAGAAAAGUAAAGACAAAGAGACUCUGCCCCAGGCGUUUGGCAUACCACUCUCGCAGGUCAUUUCCAACGACCGCACACACAAGCAGCGGCACGAUCCCCCGCGGGAGGAGCACAGUGACCCCACUGAAUUGAUGUUAUCCUUCCUCCACCUCACCUCCAGCUUCAAAAGGCUUAACAAAGAACUCUCCAGCAGCACCUCGUCUCUUAGCUCCACAUCUGAGACCCCUAAUGAAUCGCCUCGUCUGAGCACACCAGACGCAGCCCCACGGAGUUGCAGGAGGGGUGGAGUGUCUGUGGAUUGCAUCACUGACCUUGAUGAUAACCAGUCUCGGCUCUUGGAGGCCCUCCAGCUGUCUCUGCCAGAAGAGGUAGCUGGCAACAGGAAGAAGCGUCAUGACAAAAAGCUCAGCCUUAACCCUAUUUACAGACAGGUGCCCAGGGCAGUGGAUCUCUGUUGCCAGCACCUGGAAAAAUAUGGCCUACAGACGGUUGGAAUUUUCCGUGUUGGGAGUUCCAAGAAGAGAGUACGACAGCUUCGCGAGGAGUUCGACCAAGGAUGGGAGGUGCACUUGGAUGAGGAGCAUAGUGUCCACGAUGUAGCUGCACUGCUGAAGGAAUUCCUCAGAGACAUGCCUGAUCCACUGCUGACAAGAGAACUCUACACGGCCUUCAUCAACACAUUGCUGCUGGAUUAUUCAGACCAAGAGAGCGCCAUCCAGCUCCUGAUAUUCUUGCUUCCUCCCUGUAACAGCGACACCUUGCAGCGUCUCCUCUGCUUGUUGUCCACUGUGGCUGCACAUGCUGAAGACAGCCUGGGCAAUGAGAGACAAGAGGUAACAGGAAACAAGAUGACAUCACUCAAUUUAGCUACUAUCUUUGGACCCAACCUCUUACACAAGCAAAAAAAAGACAAAGAGUUUGCAGUGCAGAGUUUUGCCCGUGCAGAGGAGAGUACAGCCAUCAUCAGCGUGGUCCAAAGGAUGAUCAAUACAUAUGAUAUACUAUUUAUGGUUCCCGCUGACUUGCAGAAUGAGGUGCUGAUGAGUUUGCUAGAAACUGAUCCUGAUGUUGUGGAUUACCUACUCCGGCGGAAGGCCUCUCAGUACUCAGAUCCAGGCCUUCUUAGAGCAGAGGAGUCCUUCUCUCUGACUGAGCGAUGCUUGUCCAGUGAGUUCAUCAAAGCAUCUAGUGGAGAUGUGUCACCCUAUGACAACAACUCCCCUGUCCUGUCAGAUGGACUGCUGUGGAAACACCCAGAGGACAGCAGUCCACUCUCAGAUAGAGUCCCCAGGCUUUCUACGCAGUACAAACUCAGUGGCCAUUCAAAAGACGGAUCUGGCAGCACCUCUCCUACGCUUUCUACCGACAAAGCGGCCUCAACAAUUUGUGACAAUGACAAUUUCUGGGACACCUGGCAUGAACUGUUAAACAAAGAUUUCACCGGCCAUCGCAUCACUGGCUCCCUUGGAGACGUGUCUGAAUGUGAGUCGUAUGGAUCAUCAGAGGGGCUGAGCAGUCACCAAGGUAACCACAAGCUGCCCGUCAGACCGAUGCAAGCCUCAUUGGGUGUGCUGGAAUGCAGGCCGCACUUUCCGGUGACUCGCAGCAGCAGCGGUCCUCACGACCAGAGAGGACAGAGACAACCAGAGUCAUCAUUACAUCAAGGAUUGAGCGGCCAAUCAGGAGCCUUUAGCUCAGACAACUUAGUAGCAAGGACAGGACACCCUGCGUAUCCAUUAUUUAAGGUCAGACUGGAUAGUUUGUCUCCCCUUCACUACUCCGGACCACUGAGGGAGACCCAUAUUUCUCACUCCACACCCUCCCUCUUCACAUAUCGGCCUGACCCCCAAACUCCACAACAGACCCAGCAGAGCCCUGUUCCCCAGACUGUAGAUAAGGCAGACGUCUCUGGACCUGGACAAGAAAAGGGCCGUGGUUCACCAGACUGGCAGACAGAGAGGUGGCAUAUAUGGCAGAUACUGUCAAAAGAAAAUGCAGACGCCCUGCCAGAAACCUUGGUGUGAUGCGCCCUUUGACUCUAAUGAACUACAGUGAAGAUAACUUUUAGAGAUGGGUGGUUUGUCUCCUGUCACACCAUCAGAUGCUGAAACACUACUAUUUAUCUAUAAUUGCAGUACCAGUUAAUGUUUCUCUGUGAUACACUGAUCCUGUUAUUUUGCAGGAGUUUGAACUGUAUAUAUUAAUUUUGUUGCAUAUGUAAACAUGAUAUAAAAUUAUUGCUUUAUGUAAUUUUGUAUGUAUUUUGUAGUUUAUUUUAAUGUGUUGUAGUCAUGAAAUACAUAGAUUAUUUGCAACACAACCAUCAAAAACUUGUAUUAGACUUGAAUGUCAUAAUUAGACUU
This is a messenger RNA of Xiphias gladius (swordfish), 2830 nucleotides long. RefSeq names its product rho GTPase-activating protein 6-like. Lineage: Eukaryota; Metazoa; Chordata; Actinopteri; Istiophoriformes; Xiphiidae. The record is from RefSeq and is a predicted model, not a curated record. Bases 110 to 2491 code for a protein of 793 amino acids. Gene Ontology annotation, biological process: signal transduction. The transcript has 13 exons.